Molecule: messenger RNA, 2362 nt
Organism: Ziziphus jujuba (common jujube)
Lineage: Eukaryota; Viridiplantae; Streptophyta; Magnoliopsida; Rosales; Rhamnaceae
Product: D-xylose-proton symporter-like 3, chloroplastic
Exons: 14
Coding region: 242-1933 (563 amino acids)
Biological process (GO): transmembrane transport
Cellular component (GO): membrane
Molecular function (GO): transmembrane transporter activity
Source: RefSeq, a predicted model, not a curated record
UUCUGCCAAAGCAAUUGGCUGCUCAUAUGGUGGACCAAUGUAAUUGGAGUUUGAGAGAAAGACCCAGCUAAACCAGUCAUGUAAUUCCAAGUCAAACAAACUAUCCAAACCAAAACCAAAACAAAAUAAUCAUCAAAACUGUAGCAAAUUGGAAAAAAAAAAAAAAAAUUACACUGAAGGAAGAUAAUGGAGCGGGAAAGACUAACCGUCUGAUCAUUCCCUUUGUCUAUACCAUUUCCAAAUGGCCUGCGGUGCUUCAAGUACUGGACCUCUGUUCAACCUUGAGCUAGUAAAGACGCGCCCUCCAUUUCAUCAAUCUAAGAAGCUGCAAGCUUUUUCUGCAAAUACCCUCUUCAGCUCAGGCUUGUCUUCAACUUGUAACAGUCAUUGCAGCGCGAAAUAUGCCAUUUUCCCUUAUCUCAAUGGUCCUAGGCUCAGAUGCAGCAAAGGGUUCAGCGUCAAGGUUGGAGCUCAGGGAGAGAACUUACCAGGGGACGAAACUCAGUCGCUUGUUUCUGAAGCAAGUUACCAGGAACAAUUUUCUUGGUUUUCUGUAAUCUUCCCGUUUUUGUUUCCUGCUUUGGGAGGUUUGUUAUUCGGAUAUGAUAUUGGUGCCACCUCUGGUGCGGCAAUUUCAUUGCAGUCUCCUGAGCUAAGUGGCAUAAGUUGGUAUAACCUUUCUGCUGUUCAACUUGGUCUCGUGGUUAGUGGUUCCCUCUAUGGAGCUCUUCUUGGUUCCCUCCUUGUGUUCCCAAUUGCUGAUUUGCUUGGGAGGAGGAGAGAACUUAUCAUAGCAGCUGCACUAUACCUUCUUGGGGGUCUGAUAACUGCGUAUGCUCCUGGACUUGGUGUUCUCUUAGUAGGACGGCUUCUUUAUGGCCUUGGUAUUGGCUUGGCCAUGCAUGGGGCUCCUCUCUAUAUUGCAGAAACUUGUCCAUCUCAAAUUCGCGGAACUCUUGUAUCUUUGAAAGAGCUUUUUAUAGUUCUCGGAAUCUUGUUGGGCUAUUUUGUUGGAAGCUUUCAGAUUAAUGCCAUUGGUGGUUGGCGCUACAUGUAUGGAGUUAGUGCUCCUAUUGCUUUAUUAAUGGGACUAGGCAUGUGGCUUCUCCCACCAUCUCCUCGCUGGUUACUUCUCAGGGCAGUUCAAGGUAAAGGGAAUAUACAGGACCUCAAAGAGAAAGCCAGUCUUGCCCUGAGCAAACUGAGAGGUCGGCCUCCUGGUGACAAAGUCUCUGAGAGUCAAAUAGAAGAUACCUUAAUUUCAUUGAAGUCCGCAUAUGCAGAAUCUGAGGGUAGUUUCUGGGAGGUCUUUCAAGGCCCAGGUUUGAAAGCCUUCAUCAUUGGUGGAGGUUUGGUCUUUUUUCAACAGAUAACUGGGCAGCCAAGUGUGUUAUAUUAUGCAGGUCCAAUUCUGCAGAGUGCAGGAUUCUCUGCUGCCUCUGAUGCCACCCGAGUUUCAGUUGUAAUAGGUUUGUUCAAGUUAUUGAUGACAUGGAUAGCUGUCCUGAAAGUUGAUGAUCUUGGUAGAAGACCAUUGCUGAUUGGAGGUGUCAGUGGAAUUGCUCUUUCCUUGUUUCUUCUUUCUGCUUACUACAAAUUUCUUGGGGGGUUUCCACUUAUUGCAGUUGUCUCUUUGCUUCUCUAUGUCGGUUGCUACCAGAUUUCAUUUGGGCCUAUUAGUUGGCUUAUGGUGUCUGAAAUCUUUCCACUUCGCACAAGGGGAAGAGGAAUCAGCCUUGCAGUUCUUACUAACUUCGGUUCAAAUGCUAUUGUAACCUUUGCAUUCUCACCAUUAAAGGAGUUGCUGGGAGCAGAAAACCUUUUCCUCCUUUUCGGAGUUAUUGCUUUGAUAUCACUUCUGUUCACCGUGCUAGCUGUUCCAGAAACCAAAGGUUUGAGUUUGGAAGAAAUAGAAUCCAAAAUCUUGAAAUAAGUGAUGACUGAUAAAACAGAACAACCACCAUGAUGAACUUGCAACGUGAUUAUUUAUUGGUGAGUAUGUAACAUUGUAUGCCAGUGGGACCUUGAAGGGACAUUUAUAUGCCAUAUCGUCUUGGGUUCUGUUGUAUAACAGUCUAUAUUCUCUUUUCUCUUUCAAACUUAAGAUCAAGUUAAAACAAAAGAGUUGCCACUGUAAGUGGUGAGUAAUGAUAUUAGUGAGUAGCUAUUAACCAGUUUAUAAUUUACCUAGAGCUCAGGGGGUUCUCAGUGCAGAAGAGAAUUUACCAUGAUUAAGAUGUAAAUUUUACUUCUUGAAAUUGGUUCCAGAACCAGUUACAAACAAGAUAUAACUCUGGAGAUCCUUUUGUUGAUUGUAUUUAAUGUAAAAAAAUAGUUUUAAUAAUCUAUUCCUCUUUCUUCA